Molecule: messenger RNA, 1107 nt
Organism: Cooperia oncophora
Lineage: Eukaryota; Metazoa; Nematoda; Chromadorea; Rhabditida; Trichostrongylidae
Source: the annotation of a GenBank genome assembly
AUGGGACGAGGAGAAUACCAAACGACUCCAUUCAGCACUCUCGAUGCAGCCAUGAAGGAGUUCAAAUCUGUAUGGCGAUCGAAGACAGGACAAGACUGGGGACCAUUCUCUCAAUUCCAGGUCCUUCCCAAGAAAUAUCGAUUGGUUCAGCAAAGCGUUACCCGAUUGAAGAUAGAUAGACUCUUCCUGAGAACAAAGGUCCGGUCUGCUCCUUUUAAAAAAUUGACAGUAAAUGAUGAGGGCGUACGAUGGAUCGAUCCAUGUCAUGUCCAUUUGGUCACAUUAGCGAGGCAGCAAUUGAAAGGGCACGCAGUAUACUUGAUGAUUGCGAAAAGAACGUGGAUGAGCUGGAAAAAGUCCUGGCCAAGGGAAAAUCACACUGAUACUGACGUGUUGAAAGUGUUCGAGACAAGUCGUUCACUUUCUGGUGAGUUCUACAACACAUUCCCGAUCGCCGAUUUCGAGUACGGUGCGGUGAAGAUCUUCGAUAAUAAGGACGAUAUAAAUCGCGCUCGCGAGGACCUGAAUCGUAUGACAGAGGUAGAGGUAGCGACACGUCUUUUAACUGCGGCCGCCCAUCGUAAAGAUGUCGAUAGAAUCAGCUACAUAAUGUCGGCGCUAGAAUGUCGGUUCACAGAGAUGAGCCCAGCGGCCGAUAUGAGCCAGAAAAUCUUGCGGUAUAUCCACGUGACCGGCGGUGCAUGUUGGAAAGUCAAGGGUAUUCUGGAAAUAACCCCGAGAGAAGCGGUUUUGAAUUUCGGCGAUUUCGCUGACGACGAAAAUCAGAUGUUCCUCUGGCAUGGCACGAAGGCCGUGAAUUUAAUAAGUAUUCUGAAGGAUGGCUUCCUUGUGAAUCCGCGCAACACUUCUAUUACGGGUAGACUCUUUGGAGAUGGCAUCUAUUUGGCGGAUUCUUUCGAGAAGAGCACACAUUACUGUCAGUCAUCCGCUAAUGGUUACAACUACAUGCUUUUGUGCCGAGUAGCUCUGGGAAAAUGUCACAAAAUAAAUUCGUGGAAUUGCUCAUGGGGUGAAGAGAUGCCCAAAGGCUACGAUUCCUUACAUGUUGUUGGUCAAAAACAUCCAUUAUCAUCGAUUACGGAAAAU